ACAAAGUGAGUGCCACGGACGACGCUUCCUGGCACCAUCAAUCGCUGCAUUGCCUCCAUCUCGCACGACUUGCGUCCGCUUGAGUGUGUCAUUGCGCCAGAAGUCUGUUUCGUCCAUUUGCAUAUCCAUUCACCCACUCGUCUGCAUCGAGUCGCUUGCCUCUGUGCUCCAGUCAGAAUGAGCGAGGCCGACACGACCACCCAGCCCGCCGAGGCUGUCCAGGCCCCCGAGGUCGCCGAGGACAAGGCCCAGCCCAUCGAGGAGGAGGCUCAGCCCGCCGAGACCGCACCUGAGGCCACCAAGGACGAGCCGGCCAGCGAAGAGCCGGCCAGCGAGAAGCCCGCCGACGAGAAGCCUGCCGAAGAGAAGCCUGCCGAAGAGAAGCCUGCCGAAGAGAAGCCCGCCGAAGAGAAGCCUGCCGCCACCUCGGGCAAGAACAUCAUCAAGACGACGGCCAAGAUCGACCAGGAGAACCCGCGCAACAAUGUCAAGUUCGACCCCAGCACCCGCAAGGACGUCGAUGACCCCGAGGCCAUCCGCAAGCAGGUCGAGUUCUACUUUGGAGACUGGAACUUCCCGCAAGAUAAGUUCAUGUGGGAGUCCUGCGAGGGAACGGCCAACAAGCCCAUGCCCAUCUCCAAGAUCCACUCGUUCAAGCGCAUGCGCGUCUUCCAGCCCUACAGCGCCGUGGUCGCGGCGCUGCGCGAGAGCAAGUUUCUCGAGGUGUCGGGUGAGGAGGGCGAGGAGGUCAUCAAGCGCAAGGUGCCUUACAAGCCUAUGGCCGAGAGCCGUGCCAAGGCUGAGGCCGCAACCGUCUACGUCAAGGGCUUCGGCGACGAGAACCCCGACACACAGUUUGACCUGGAGAGCUUCUUCGCGCAGUACGGCGAGAUCAAGGGCCUGAAGCUGCGCCGCACACCCGAGGGCCUGUUCAAGGGCUCCGUCUUCGUGACCUUCCCCGAUGAGGAUGCGGCCAAGAAGUUUGUGGCGCUGGAGCCGGCGCCCAAGUACAAGGAGCACGACCUCAAAAUCAUGACCAAGAAGGACUACUGCGAGGAGAAGAGCGACAUGAUCCGCCAGGGCAAGCUGGAGCCCAGCUCGACCAGCACCAAGCGGUUCUUCGAGGGCCGCGACCCCAGCGCCAAGAGGGGAUACCGCGGCAAGGACAAUGCGGGGCCACGCGACCGCGACGACUGGAAGAAGCGGCGCGACCACGACCAGAAGCACGGCUUCCAGGGUGGGCGGGGCGGGCGCGGUCGGGGCCGGGGCGGCAGGGGCCGUGGGUUCGGGCGCGGGGGCCGGGACCACGGCGGCCGAGACCGCGAUCGCCGGGACGGCAAGGGCGAGGAGCGCCGAGACGACUUUAAGGAUGCCAAGCCGCGCAUUCAGUCGACGAGCGAGGACGCGCCGGCAGCCAACGGCAAGCGGGCGCGCGAUGACGAGGGCGGCGCCGCCGAGGGAGCACCGGCUGCGAAGAAGGUGGACAGCAAGGAGACGGCUGCGGCCUCGUGAGAGUAAUUCGGAGGCCAUGACACAUUCACAAAGGCGUUAUCUUGUUCUGGAAGGGACGGGCAGCAAAAGACGAAUGACUUUUGACAAUCAGAGGGCGCACCGCGUCUGGCAAUGUAUGUUUGGGAGACGCGCGCGCGAAUGGGGGAAUCCGUGAUGCUGGACGAGGCCCGGUCCAGGAUCGGGGCUGGGCAGGCUUGUUUCGCAUACUAGCAAAAUCGUUUUUGCCUCUGACAAAUAAACUGGCG
Molecule: messenger RNA, 1757 nt
Organism: Purpureocillium takamizusanense
Lineage: Eukaryota; Fungi; Ascomycota; Sordariomycetes; Hypocreales; Ophiocordycipitaceae
Exons: 4
Coding region: 178-1512 (444 amino acids)
Biological process (GO): RNA processing
Cellular component (GO): nucleus
Molecular function (GO): mRNA binding
Source: RefSeq, a predicted model, not a curated record